GCCCUUUGAUCAAUAUUUUCCAUUUGUUCAAUAGGUUUUUAGAAUCUACGCACUCCAAUUUUUCUGUGUUUUAACGAUUUGGUGCGUACUUUUAGUAAAAACUAAUGGAAAAAAUGUAAAUAUAUGGAAAUUCAGGAAUGAUAUGGAAGAAAGCAAAGAUCGGUAUCCACUACAUACAGCAUGUAAAGUUGGAGAUGUCAACUUGGUUAGAGAAUUGAUCCAUCAAGGGCAUAUGGUGAAUGAUGGAAACUUUGACCUUGUUCACCCUCUACAUGAAGCUUGUUUCCAUGGCAAUAUAGAAUGUGUACAGGAGCUUCUAUCAGCAGGAGCAACAGUAGACUGUAGGAACAUUGAUGGAAGUACUCCACUAUGUGAUGCUUGUUCCAGUGGUAACGUUGAUUGUGUGAAGUUGUUGCUAAAAAGUGGAGCUAAUGUCAACCCUAAACUUCUCCUGUCAUCACCAUUGCAUGAAGCUGUUCUUAGAGAUAAAGUGGAGUGUGCCCAGUUGUUGGUGGAUGCAGGAGCUAACCUCAAUCAAACAGACUGUCAUUUUGGUACACCUCUACAUGCAGCUGUAACCAAGGGAAGCUUGAAGUGUCUUGUUUUACUCUUGAAGGCAGGUUGUAAUGUGAACUGUAUAAAAAUAUUGAACACCCCUCUUCACCUGGCAGCGAGACAACAGGACAUAGAUGCUGUAUCCGUGUUGCUACAGUUUGGUGCUAACACCAACAUGACAAAUAAUUAUGAUCUGACGGCUAAAGAUAUGGUUCCUAGCUCAACGUCCUCUAUACGACAGAUCCUACAGCAGUGGGAAUGUAACCCAAGAAGUAUGAAGUUUCUGUGUAGACAAGUUAUUCGUCAGUGUCUCGGACAAAAUGGUUUGCGUCAAGUACACAAGCUAAAUUUACCAAACCUUCUCACGGAUUUCUUGUUGUAUGAAUAUAUCCAUUGAUAGUACAUAAUUAUACCCUUUUGUUAUGUUUGUUGUUGUUAAAUAAAAUGUAUAAAUUAAAA
Molecule: messenger RNA, 1014 nt
Organism: Ruditapes philippinarum (Manila clam)
Lineage: Eukaryota; Metazoa; Mollusca; Bivalvia; Venerida; Veneridae
Product: ankyrin repeat and SOCS box protein 13-like
Exons: 6
Coding region: 143-952 (269 amino acids)
Biological process (GO): positive regulation of protein catabolic process; protein ubiquitination; intracellular signal transduction
Molecular function (GO): protein binding
Source: RefSeq, a predicted model, not a curated record